Argiope bruennichi is the source of this 987-nucleotide messenger RNA. RefSeq lists its product as uncharacterized. The transcript has a single exon. The record is from RefSeq and is a predicted model, not a curated record. The coding region runs from base 1 to 987 and encodes 328 amino acids. Lineage: Eukaryota; Metazoa; Arthropoda; Arachnida; Araneae; Araneidae.
AUGAAAUACGCCCUUUUGGAAGACGAUAAAAAGCAAGAAAUCACACACUCUGAAGAUCCCCAAAAGUCAAAAAUCCCAGCCAUCAAUCUGAAAAUAUCCGAAAACUACAGCAUUAUACUGCAAGAAAUCUCCCGACAAUUCCCAAGAACCGUCAACACCUUCAGAAAUAACUUUAUCCAAAUCUCGCCAUAUGCCAAAGAAGAAAGAGAUAAGAUUCUCACCCUCCUAGAUGAAAAGAAUCAAGAAUAUGUUCUCUCUGAAUCUUUUGAAGACCGCCCACUUAAAAUCAUCAUCAAGGGACUCCCAGUCAACAUAGAAAGUAGUGUCAUUAAUGAAGAACUUAGAGAAAGGAAUUUCCACCCAUUAAGAAUCUCCCAGCUGAGAAAUUAUCGUGAGAAAACCCUCUACCCAAUUUUCUUGGUUGAACUAAAAAGGACUGAAUCUGUUCAAGAUAUCUACAACCUGAAAUCAAUAGCUUUUCUAAAGAUCAGAAUUGAAACCUACAGAAAAAGAAACAAAGCCAAGAUGUGCUACAACUGUGCUGGUUUUUAUCAUAGUGCAAGAAACUGUAAAUGCACUCCCAGAUGCAUCAAAUGCAACGGCAAGCACCCUACAAAUAGAUGUGACAUAAAAGAAAAGAUAGAAGAACCUGUUUGUAUCAACUGCCACCAAGCGGGACACCUCGCCUCUUGGCGUGGAUGCAAAUCCUACUCAGUGACCAAAAUUAAUCCGGAGCUAAGAAAAUCCUACGCAGAUACUGCAAAAAACAAGUUCAGUAAUCAUCAAUCGAUCGCUCCUGACCCACCCAAACAAGGAAACCCAACCACCCCUGAGAACAUGCCUAUUCAAGAUCUCUUGGAUUCCCUAAGAGAAAUCAAGUCUAUGCUGGCGGAAUUUCCAGGCCUUCUCAAUGCGGCGAAAAAGAUCAAAGUGGCUAAGACAAAAGAAGAAAAGAAACUUAUCUUAGUUAAUGCUCUGUUAGAAUAA